Saccoglossus kowalevskii is the source of this 3332-nucleotide messenger RNA. Its product is annotated as putative histone deacetylase 1-B. Lineage: Eukaryota; Metazoa; Hemichordata; Enteropneusta; Harrimaniidae. Gene Ontology annotation, molecular function: histone deacetylase activity. Gene Ontology annotation, biological process: heterochromatin formation. Gene Ontology annotation, cellular component: NuRD complex. The record is from RefSeq and is a predicted model, not a curated record.
UGUACAUAAAAUUUGCAUAGUCGCUUGUAUGUGUUUUAGACCGACAUACAAGCAUGGCUUUUCCGCUGCAGUCGACUUCGAAGAAGAAAGUUUGCUAUUACUAUGACGGUGAUGUUGGCAAUUACUACUACGGACAGGGACAUCCAAUGAAACCACAUCGUAUACGAAUGACACACAAUUUAUUACUCAACUAUGGACUGUACAGAAAAAUGGAAAUUUAUAGACCACAUAAAGCAACACAAGAAGAAAUGACCAAAUACCACAGUGAUGAUUACAUCAAAUUCUUAAGGAGUAUCAGGCCAGACAACAUGUCAGAAUACACAAAACAAAUGCAGAGAUUUAAUGUUGGAGAGGACUGUCCAGUUUUUGAUGGUUUAUACGAGUUUUGCCAGUUGUCCACUGGUGGUUCUGUCGCUGGUGCGGUGAAACUCAACAAGCAACAAGCUGAUGUGGCUAUCAAUUGGUCAGGUGGUUUGCAUCAUGCUAAGAAGUCAGAAGCGUCAGGAUUUUGUUACGUCAAUGAUAUUGUUCUUGCAAUAUUGGAACUUUUAAAAUAUCACCAGCGAGUAUUAUAUGUAGAUAUUGAUAUCCAUCACGGUGAUGGGGUAGAGGAGGCAUUUUAUACAACAGAUCGGGUUAUGACUGUGUCAUUCCACAAAUAUGGCGAAUAUUUUCCUGGAACCGGAGAUUUAAGGGAUAUUGGAGCCGGUAAAGGUAAAUACUACGCUGUGAAUUUUCCUCUCAGAGAUGGUAUCGAUGACGAGUCUUACGAACAGAUAUUUGAACCUAUCAUAACUAAAGUUAUGGAGAUGUAUCAGCCGAGUGCUAUGGUUUUACAGUGUGGUGCUGAUUCACUAUCCGGAGAUAGGUUAGGUUGUUUUAACCUCACUCUUCGAGGUCACGCAAAAUGUGUAGAUUUUGUGAGAAAGUUCAAUAUGCCGUUAUUGAUUCUGGGAGGUGGUGGAUACACAAUUAGAAAUGUGGCUCGCUGUUGGACGUACGAAACUGCUGUGGCAUUGGGUGUUGAUAUCGCCAAUGAACUUCCAUACAAUGACUAUUUUGAGUAUUUUGGACCAGAUUUCAAGCUUCACAUCAGUCCCUCUAACAUGGCUAAUCAAAACACACCAGAAUAUUUAGAAAAAAUAAAAACAAGGCUAUAUGAGAAUUUGCGAAUGAUUCCACACGCCCCUGGAGUACAGAUGCAUCCCAUUCCUGAAGACCCUAUUGCAGCAGAUAGUGAAGGUGAAGAAGAAGAGGAAGAAGAUAAUGAUAAACGUAUUUCAAUACGUGCAUCUGAUAAGCGUAUUGCAUGCGAUGAGGAGUUCUCUGACAGUGAAGAUGAAGGUGAUGGUAGGAGAGAUGUUAGAAUUCACAAAAAGAAGCGGCCGCGUACUGAUGACGACAAAGAUAAGGAGCCAGAUGCCAAAAAAGAGAAAGAUGAAGAUCUUCACACCAAGGUAGAGAAGAAAGAUGUAGAUUUACCGAUACGAAGUGAAAGCGAUAAUACUGGGAAAGACAAAGAUGCUGCAACAGUAAGAAGUGAAGCUACUUCAGAACAGCCACCCAUUGAAACACCAGAACAGAAACCAGGGGAAAUCAUGCCGGUGAUUGAACCCAAAACGGAGAGUAUAGCGACUGAAGUCAAACCUGUCUUGGAAAACAUUGUUGGAAUUGAUAAGUUGGUCGAGAGUGAACCCAAACCUGCUACGAUGGACGAACAUAUGGAUCAUUAGUCUGCUGGAUUUUUUACGAUUUCAUCACCGCUGCAGAAAUUACAAUCAAUAUCAUUCGAACUGCACUAUGUUCACAAAAGUCAGUAAAAAUGUCAAAAUGUACUUUAAGAGGGUGUCCAAAUAUCUUUGUUUUUGUAUUGGUUUCUACAGUGAAGGUAAUCUCGACAUUUUGAUCAUGAGCUGAAAAAGUCAGUAUGGCCGUCUGGCAGCCAUUUUUGAUGUUGUGUAGAUUUAAAUUGAUUUUUUUUGUAAAAUGACACUGACUAUCAAUAAUUUUCUUUCCCUUCCACUGGGAACUAAGAAACAGAUACUUAAAAAUUCCAAGCUUUCUUUUUGUCACAUCCCAUAAUAACGUGACAACAAUGCAUUUUAUCCCUGUGACCGUAAAAUGUUGAUUUUAAUGUUUUAAUUAUCAAUACAUGAUAUGCUGCUGAUUUGUUGUGCUGUAUGUGUACAUUACUUUGUAUUCCUUUGCUGUGUGUAAUCUAUGUUAAAAACAGUACUUCAACAAAGCUCUAAUGAAAUUGAUUGAAAAAACUCAUCCAAGAAGUCUCUAAAAAUGAUUUUGAGCAGCGAGAUAAGACUUCACAACCUGAAUGGUAUUCCAUGGCUGAUGUCAAUGUCAAUAUCUUUUUUUACCACUAGCCAAUAUGUCAGUCAUUCAGUGUUCUGUAUGCUUUUCAGGUGACUGUUGCCUCUGUGUUCAACAUCGCAGCGUGUUUAUUUGUACUCGAAAUAAACAAAAAACAAAAAAACAAGACUUGUAUUUUUUAUUACUAUUUAAAAUAAAUUAAGUUUAAAAACUUGUUGUAGAUAGAUUCUUCCCACAUUAUCUCCAGCUGGCUGUUUAAUUGCAGUGAAUGUUUUGAUACUCCGUUUGUCGUAUUUGCAUCAUGACAUUGCUGAGCUUAGAGACUACAGAUGUCUGUACCAAGCUUAUACCAUACAUUUUGACCACCAUGUUGAUUACUUUAUUGAAAUUUAAGCUGUGCUGUCUUGAAUUUUGUGUUAAAUUUUAGACUUUUCGUCUGUGUCAUCUUUUUAUUUUCACUAUCAUAGUACAUAGACUGAAUUUUAUAACAUUUCUUGCAAAGCCACUGUUUCAUGUUAGAGGCUUCAAGUGAAUAUUUAUUUUGAUUUCUCUACUCUUUUAUCCAAUCAACACAUAACUUUCAGCAAGGCACUUUUUUUCUCGAAAUGUAGAGUAUCUCUAAACAUGAAGACAUUUGCUUGAUCCAGUUUCAGGCUUUAUUUUUGAAAUAAAUCUCAACAAAUAUUCUGUGUGAACAGAUUAAGAUUAGGUUAAAAUACCUCUUUAUCAGCUAACUUAAAUCUGUGGUGAAUUAUUUUUAAAAGAUUGGUAACACUAUCCACCCUAGAACUUUCUAUUAAAUAUGCACAGACCUUAUAAAUUGAUCAUCCUGAACGAGGCUUGAAUAAUCGUCUCCGGAUCUGAUUAUUUAUGUUCAAAGAUGGCCUCUGUUUUGGAGAAAUGUGCCUUGCUGACUUUAUCUCAACACUGAAUCAUUUAUUACUUGUAUCUGAACAGCCAAAUAAAUGUGAAAGUAGUUUUCUAUUAAAAAAAAAACAUUCAAUCGU